AUGAUCAAACAGAUAUUUGGGAAAUUGCCCAGAAAGCCUUCGAAACCAUUGCAAAAUGACUCGAAUGGUGAAGGAGCUGUUAACUCCUACUACGCACCGAAUCCGAGUAGUGGUGGUAUCUCGAAGCCUUCUUCUUCAACAUCUUCGAAACCAUCAUCAUCGGGUUCACGUGUAGCAAACGGGACUACUCUUGCUCCUCCUAACUCACUGAUCUCUAACAGGAAGAUUCAAGCUGGUCCGUUUCCUCCUAAUGGUGUAUACGAGGCCUUGCCUAGCUUCAGAGAUGUUCCUGUCUCGGAGAAACCUAAUCUCUUUAUCGGGAAGUUGAGUAUGUGCUGUGUCGUCUUUGACUUUACUGACCCGUCGAAGAAUCUCAAGGAGAAAGAGAUCAAACGGCAGACACUGCUCGAGCUCGUCGACUAUGUCGCGUCGGUUGGUGUGAAGUUUAACGAUGUUGCGAUGCAGGAGCUCACGAAGAUGGUAUCGUUGAAUCUGUUCAGAACAUUCCCUUCCGCGAAUCACGAGAGUAAAGUUCUUGAAAUGCACGAUAUGGACGAUGAGGAGCCUUCUCUGGAGCCAGCUUGGCCUCACAUUCAAGUUGUCUACGAGAUUCUGCUCAGAUUCGUGGCUUCUCCCAUGACCGACGCAAAGCUCGCAAAGAGAUACAUCGACCAUUCGUUCGUCUUGAAGCUCUUGGACUUGUUUGAUUCCGAAGAUCAAAGAGAGAGGGAGUAUUUAAAAACCAUUCUCCACCGAGUAUACGGGAAGUUCAUGGUGCAUCGACCUUAUAUCAGAAAGUCGAUAAACAACAUCUUCUACAGAUUCAUCUCCGAGACAGAGAAGCAUAAUGGCAUUGCGGAGUUGCUAGAGAUUCUUGGAAGUAUAAUCAAUGGAUUCGCUUUGCCUUUGAAAGAAGAGCACAAGCUCUUCCUCGUGCGAGCCUUGAUUCCUCUUCACAAGCCUAAAUGCGCAUCGCUCUAUCACCAACAGCUUUCUUAUUGCAUCGUUCAGUUUGUAGAGAAAGACUUCAAGCUCGCUGAUACCGUUAUAAGAGGCCUUUUGAAGUAUUGGCCUGUGACUAACAGCUCAAAGGAAGUAAUGUUUCUUGGAGAGUUAGAAGAAGUCUUGGAAGCAACUCAAGCCGCUGAGUUUCAACGCUGUAUGGUCCCUUUGUUCCGACAAAUCUCUAGAUGUCUCAACAGUUCACAUUUUCAGGUCGCUGAGAGAGCAUUGUUUCUAUGGAACAACGAUCACAUAAGGAACCUGAUCACACAGAACCAUAAAGUGAUUAUUCCUAUAGUCUUCCCAGCUCUUGAGAGAAACACACGCGGACAUUGGAACCAAGCUGUACAGAGUCUGACUCUUAACGUGAGGAAAGUACUGUGCGAGAUAGACCAAGCUCUCUUCGACGAGUGUUUAGCUAAGUUCCAAGUGGAAGAAGAGAAGAAAACAGAGGUUAAGGCGAAACGGGAAAGAACAUGGAAGCGGUUAGAAGAUUUGGCUGCUUCAAAGACCGACGAGGCAUUGCUUGUCCCAAGAUUUGUUUCCUCAGUCAAUCUUGCAAGCGGCUCUGUAUCCACAGGGUAG
Thlaspi arvense is the source of this 1587-nucleotide messenger RNA. The record is from the annotation of a GenBank genome assembly. NCBI's taxonomy places the organism in Eukaryota, Viridiplantae, Streptophyta, Magnoliopsida, Brassicales, Brassicaceae.